Messenger RNA from Toxorhynchites rutilus septentrionalis, 3822 nucleotides. RefSeq lists its product as uncharacterized. The transcript has 3 exons. The coding region runs from base 1 to 3822 and encodes 1273 amino acids. Gene Ontology annotation, cellular component: membrane. The record is from RefSeq and is a predicted model, not a curated record. NCBI's taxonomy places the organism in Eukaryota, Metazoa, Arthropoda, Insecta, Diptera, Culicidae. Gene Ontology annotation, molecular function: glutamate-gated receptor activity.
AUGACCGUCAAAGUUUUGGCUCACUUCGAACGCUACAACAUCUUCGCGGAAGAGCAGAAAGGAUGCAAGAAAAAUAAGCAUGGCUGCAAAGACCAGACCAUCAUCGAAGCAUCCAUAGUCGGACAAGCGAACCAGCGGAACUUCAGCAAGGCGAGGAAAUCAUCGCCAGAGAUUCUCGAGAUGUCACUCAUUUUAGUCACACUGCUGUUAGGAUGCACCUUCAAGUCUAUACAAGCCAACGACAAAGUGGAUUCAACUUCUGGAUUGAUUGCAAUUAUCUUGGAUAGAUACUACAUUCAGAGGCAGGUGCCUCUCCUUAUACACAUCGAGGGAGAUCCUUCACAGGCGGAGUUCAUCCAUCGGAUAAGCACCAAAAUAAAUUCUCCUAGAGUGCUCCAAUUGAGUCAAAGUGUCUCUGAAUACAAAUCUUGGUUCUAUGCUGUAUUGUUCUUGGAAAAUUAUAGCAGUUUUCAAAGCGCCUGUCGAAGAUUGGAUUCGGAUGAUUUCGAUCUCUUUGGAUAUUACACGCUCGUCUUCAUCCAGGCUAACCAAACAGAAAUUUGGUCAAUGUUCAACAUAUUGUGGGACCUGAAAAUUACCAGAGCAGUCAUCAUAGCCAUCAACGAUGGUGAACCCCGGUUGUACAAUUACUCCCCAUAUGCCAGAAACAAAUGCGGAACGCCCAGCGUGCAGCAAGUCGAACUCACUGUAGCUACGGAGUUAUUCAAACACCGACUAACCGAUCUCCACAACUGUCCGCUCCGUCUAGGUACAUUCGAGACGUCACCUUUCAUACGCUUCCUACCCUCAUCGGAAGACGUUACCUCGGUGAGUGGUUUCGAGGGGGAUCUCAUCACCGCCAUUUCCACCAAAUUACGGUUCAGUUUGCGAAUUGUCACUCCUCCCGAUGGGCUCCAGUGGGGAGUUCCCAACCGUAACGAGAGUACUGGCUUGAUGCGAGUUCUGUACGAAGGAGCGGCACACUUCGGCAUUGGUUGUCUUGGUUUGAUCGCCGAGCGAAAUGAAAUUCUUCAACCCGGAAGGCCACAUUACACGUCCCGGGUCGUGUUCGCAGUACCCGAUGGGCGGCCAUACAAUUCGUUUGAGAAACUGUUCAAACCUUUUGGAUUUUUACUGUGGAUAGGUCUCGUCGCUACAAUAGGUCUAGCUGGUGUUACCAUUUUGUGUUUGAAAUUUUUCUCCGAGGGCGUUCGACGUUUCGUCUAUGGAAGAAACAAUAAUGCGGCCUUCCUCAAUGUUUUGAGUGUGUUGUAUAACGGUGGUGUCGGCAAGAGUCCGACGCGAAACUUCGCGAGAACUUUAUUGAUACUUUGGAUAAGCUAUUGCCUUGUGCUGCGCACUGCGUACCAGGGAGCUUUGUUCAGACAUCUUCAGGCCAACAAGAAACACAAACAUUUGGAAACGAUGGAUGAAAUACAACGGUCGGAUGAUUUGCAUUUUUACAUGUUGAAGAUUUCGGAGAGAUUCUUCCAAAACAACAGUCGGGUAUUGGGCCGCGUUCGGACCAUCAAACCCGGAAAUGAAAGCUUGAAUGGCGCGCUGGAUGCCCUAGCAUCGAAAAAGCUACCAGGUGGGGUCGUUUUGGUCUCCAGAGAUCACAUUGCGUUUCACAAUAAACAUCGACUGCACAUCGGAUUCAUUCGUAGUACUCGAGAUUAUCUGGCGUCCCUUCCGAUUGUGAUUUACUACCCAAAACGGUCGUUUCUGGUCCAGGAGUUUAACCGGGUGAUAGGAAGCCUCGAAACGGCCGGAUUGAUCAGUUACUGGGUGAGACAGUACGGAAACUAUGAUUUUUUUCCAAAGGAUACAGCGCAAGUACGUCCGACACCACUGAACAUCGGGCAGCUCAUGGGAUGUUUCGAGACGUGCGCCGUGAUGUGGACGAUUGCUUGUGGGGUGUUCGUGCUGGAACUGUUGUCCGGAAAGGUUGUAUUUCUGCGGGAGAUGUUAGAUUUCAUGAGUUCGGGACAGUUAUUCGACAUGAUUGCUCUAACGAUUCUCACUGCUAUUACGCUGAGCCAUACGCUUAUCCAGUUGCCGUCAGAUCCAUCCGGCGACCUAUUAAUUGAAGCGACUGUGAAAGUAUUGGAGGAGAGUUUUUCAAGGGAUGUUGAUACUGUAUACUUCUGUUCAUUUUUGACAUACAAACGUAGCGACGCAGUUGGGAGCAUCAUAAUACGGACCGCUGGCUUGCUACCCGUAAUCAUAAAAGCUGCAGAUGUAACGUUGGAUCACAGACCAAAGCAGCGACACAGUGUUAUUCUGCUCGACUCCUGGCGGUCCUUGAUGAUGUUUGAAGAUCAUAUCUCACGAAACCGGUUCGACUGCACGGGUUAUUUCUUAAUACUGCUAUCAUCAAAUCUUGGCUGCUACGAACUAAUGUCAACUGUACUCAAGAUAGCUGCGAACUAUCUGAUGUACAAUAUUAACAUACUGUACCGUUACGAGGAAGUCGUGAAAAUGUAUACAUACUUCCCGUACGGAUCGAAAGGAGGUGCUGUUAAGGGCAUUGUCUGUUGGAAUAGAUUUGAAGCGACCGGCUUCACCACUCGAAGACAACACUUUCCACGUAAACUCGAAAACUUUCACGGUUCGGCGCUUCGGGUAGCUCUCUUCAAUGUGAUACCAUUCGUGGAACUGGUUUACGACAACCAACAGAGAGUGAUCGAUUUCAUGGGUAUCGAAGGAUCCUUGCUGCAAACAAUCUUGCAUUUGCUGAACUUCACGGUUGUUCCUGUGGAGUUACCGGCAUCUGUUCGGUGGGGUAAUUUAUAUCCAAACGGAAGUGCUACUGGAGCGAUGCAACUGCUACUCAAUGGUUCGGUCGACCUCACGGUGGGAUUCUUCGGUAACAAUCCCUUGCGCCAACAGUACAUGACUGGAACGUUCAGCUACUACCAAACGGCACUUACUCUGAUAAUAUCCCCCGGUGAUGAGUACGGAAGCCUCGAGAAGCUGACGCUUCCAUUUCAGUUCUCUCUGUGGAUAUGUAUCGCUUCGGUCAUCGUGAUCGGAGCAUUAGUUAUCAUAGCGUUGAAAACACUGCCUCGCUUCGUGCAAAGUUUUGUGUUUGGCCAAGGAAACAACACUCCGCUUAUGAACUUCAUCCAGUCCACGAUGGGUAACCAGGUGAAUCCAUCUCCGAGGCGCAACUUUGCCCGGUUCCUUCUGUUGAUCUGGGUUCUUUCCACGUUUAUCCUACGAACUGCGUACCAGCAGAUCAUGUUUUAUAACUAUCAUCACAUCAAAACACAUCAAGCCCCACAUGACUACGACGAGUUCAAUGCGAACCACUACCACAUCUACGCCGUACCAUCCGAACUGUAUCUAUUCGAGCGUUUACAGAGCCAAGGCCGCGUCACGAUCGUUUCAGCCGAAAAGAACGCCGACAUGCUACAGGCGAUCCGGUACGGGCGUGUAAAGGGCGCUCGAGUCAGCUAUCCAGAGUACGUUCACCACCUGAACGAGCAGGCACUCAUCGAGGGAAGGCCUAUCUAUCAUCAGUUCGAUGAACGCCUGUACAGCUAUUCGCUCAGCUUUUUCUUCCGAAAAGACUCACCCCUAGUGGACUCUUUCGAUCGGACGAUUUACCCACUGGUAACACAUGGAUUCGUCCAGCACUGGAAGCGGGAAAAGUACGAUCGCAAGCUGGCAACACUGAUUCGAGACGAUCAGAGGCGGGUGCGUAUGGAACCACUGACAGUGCGGAUGCUGACGGGCGCUUUUGGUUUGUACCUCGUCGGAAUGGUUUGCGCCGGGCUGGUUUUUGUGGGUGAAAUGUGUGUAAACAUUCGUCAUUAG